Colletotrichum orchidophilum is the source of this 2259-nucleotide messenger RNA. RefSeq lists its product as uncharacterized. The record is from RefSeq and is a predicted model, not a curated record. The transcript has 2 exons. Bases 1 to 2259 code for a protein of 752 amino acids. Lineage: Eukaryota; Fungi; Ascomycota; Sordariomycetes; Glomerellales; Glomerellaceae.
AUGGCAGCGGCAACCUCGUCCUCGCGCAUGCUCCUCGUCCAUCGCGACUUCUCUCGCAACCUUGACCACGUCGCCAGCAUCUCCGCCUCCUUCUCUUGCAAUCUCACUACCCUUCAAGACACCUUCCAAGACGCUCUUCACGUCGCCCUUGCUAACUUGCCGCGCUCCCGCAGCACCCUCGACGACCUCCUUCCCCCACUCAGUCUCUACAAGAAUUACCGCGAUACCUCUGGCGUCUGGCGCCCUGCUUCCUCCAUCUACUCCGACGGCGAUAACUACACCUCCCCCAUCUCGCCAGACUUUGCAAACGUGGCUGCCCGAAACACGUACACCUCCGCUGUGGCGGACAUCUCGCCCCCGAGCUCUCCUGAUAUGGAAGUUCACGGAAAUGGAACCCCCACGCAGGGUCGUGGCAACGUCUCUCCCAUGGAUGAGAGCCCGGACAUGUCGCAGCUCGACCUCGGCGGCCACCACCAACCAGAUCAUCACCAGGUUCAGCAAAAGACAAAUAUCCCCAUGAUGCGCCGCGAGCGUCGCAAGAACCAAGAAGCUGCCGCUCACACCCUUCGAGAGACCAAAUCCCAGCAACGCCUGCGGAUCCAGCGCGAGACCAAGUGGGAUGACAUGACAGGCGAACCCACGUCCCAGAACACGGGCCGUGCGGGUCAGGUCAGACCACAAGAGUACGCCCAGGAGUUUGGAUCAAGUCAGCAGUUCGGCAAGUCCCCGGCCGCAUUGAGAGCCAUGCAGAACGCACCACAGGCGCAGCAAUCCUUUGGUGACCGCCUGCGAAGGUUGAGGCCCAUCGGCGGAAGCCCAAAGCAGCAGCAGCAGCAGCAACAGCCGCCGCAAUCGCCGCAAUCGCCGCCUCAGUCAUCGACGGCACCCGAUGUCAUUGACGAGCGCCCACCAUGGCGAGGUGCAAGCGGACGAGCGCCCAUCGUGAGCCCAGUCCGUGACACGAAGCCUGCAGCACCUCUCAAUAUUCCGCCCAAGAGCACCAGACGCGCCGCCGUUGGGCCUCGGCUGCCCAUCGCGGGUGUCAAUUCACCACUGUCCCCUGUCAGUCCCUCGGGAUCUGAAACGUCACCACGAUCAAGGACGCCGACCAUCAGAACUGUGCUCAAUGCUCCCCGCCAGCUGACUGCUUCCACCUCGUCCUCUCCCUCCGCCGCUCGCACCCCUCCACCCGCACAGUCAGCGUAUCCCAGCCCUCCCAACUCCGGCGCUGGAGUCCAAUCGCCCGUACAUGCGACGCCUGAAGCCACUACUGACGCCAAGGUCACGAAGCGACAGCCCCCAUCCCUGACGGGCCUGCCAGCUGCCCCUAAUGCACAUCUCGGCCUCGACAAGGCUAUACGAAGAAAGCCUCCUCCUGCCAACUCGCAAGCGCUUCACGCUCCGCAGCCCUCCUACUCCUCGAGCAUCUACUCGGAGCAGACUGUCCACGCACUCGCCAGCAGUCACGAAAAGUCGCCGCCUCGCGUUCCUGCAGCAGCCCAGCGUGAAGCAGCACCAGUAGCACUUGCCAAGCCGACCGACCCCUGGGCUCAGCCUCCCUCGAGAUUCAGCGUCACCACCUACGAGACUUCCGCAGAUCCCGACACGCCUCGCGAAUCUGCAGAGACGGAUCGGCCUCCGGUGCCAUCUCUCCCGACGCCACCGCAGCAGCAAAAGGACGGUGUAAUGAACCGCAAGCGACCGCCUGUACUCAAGUCCACCAGCCCGUCCAUCAACCCAGAUCAGCCCUUUGUCAUCUCCAUGUCGUCUCCUUACAUGUCGGGCGCCUUCAACGAAAACACUUCGCCGCCACCUGCCCGGACCCAGCUGCCCAGCCAGAAGCAGCCGUUGCCUAGAACGAGCUCUGCCAGUCUGUACAGCAGCUCGAGCCGCCCAGAGUCGGUUUGGUCUACUAGCAAAGCCUUGCCCCCGCCGCCGACCGAGCUCUCCAUGGUCAACGAUCGUGUGGGCUACCUCAACGCCCGAUUGGAGUCGUUGGGCAACCGCCGCAUCAACAUCAACCAGGCCAUCAAACAAAUGACGGAGCUCAUGCCGACCGACAGCAUUCUGGCUAGCGAGGCCGUUCUUAGGAAACGCGAGGCCGAGAAGCGCAAGGUGGAGGCCCUCAAAGUUGAGCUCGCCGAGGUUCAACGAGAGGAGUACGAGAUUGGCCUCAAGUUGCACAGAGCGUACAAGAGGAUGGAUCGCAAUGCAGAGUACGAGCCGACGACGCUCUGGGUGAGGAGAGUUACUGGCUAG